This is a messenger RNA of Physella acuta, 1054 nucleotides long. Its product is annotated as NADH-ubiquinone oxidoreductase subunit 8-like. The record is from RefSeq and is a predicted model, not a curated record. Gene Ontology annotation, biological process: mitochondrial electron transport, NADH to ubiquinone; mitochondrial respiratory chain complex I assembly. Gene Ontology annotation, cellular component: respiratory chain complex I; membrane. Lineage: Eukaryota; Metazoa; Mollusca; Gastropoda; Physidae. Gene Ontology annotation, molecular function: NADH dehydrogenase activity; 4 iron, 4 sulfur cluster binding.
CAGAAAAUAAACGAAAAACGAUAAUUUUGCGUUUAUUUUCGUUUUUUGCUAGGCCCCAUAGCAAUCAAGGUGAAUGUCAAAAUGGCGACGCUGAAGAUCUUCAGUGCUCGAUCUAGCCUUGGAGGUUUGAUGCGACAAGGGUUGAUGCCUGUGUUUGCCACACAGCACCGAAAUCAUUACAAGCAAGUUGGACAAAAAGAAGAAUCUUUAGAGUGGGCACCCAUAGCUGAUAGAUUUGCUAAUACAAAUUUUUGGAAUGACAUGCUGAAAGGUAUGGGUGUUUGCUUGGGUAUGAUUUUGAAAGAGCCAGCUAACCUCAACUAUCCUUUUGAAAAGGGACCUCUCAGUCCUCGUUUUCGUGGAGAGCAUGCCCUCAGGAGAUACCCCUCAGGUGAAGAGAGAUGUAUUGCUUGUAAGCUUUGUGAGGCCAUCUGCCCAGCACAGGCUAUUACAAUAGAAGCUGAACCUAGAGCAGAUGGAAGUCGCAGGACAACACGCUAUGAUAUUGAUAUGACAAAAUGUAUUUAUUGUGGCUUUUGUCAGGAGGCUUGUCCAGUGGAUGCCAUUGUUGAGGGCCCAAACUUUGAGUAUUCGACAGAAACACGAGAAGAACUUCUAUACAAUAAAGAGAAACUACUGAGCAAUGGUGACAAAUGGGAGACGGAAAUUGCCGCCAACUUGCAGGCAGAUUAUCUCUACAGAUAAAUAUUUUUUCAUUGCAUUAAAUGUUGUAUAUAAAUUAUAAUUGCAAGAUAUUUUGGUUAGCGUUUUAUUUUCUGAGAAGGUGGUCAAUAAAAAAAUUUAAUGUUAAUUAUUGAUUGACGUCAUUAAAUGAGUUACUAAUAAUGACACGACAGUGAUAGUGAAAGAGUUAAUAAAAAUUAUCUUCAAGGAUAAAGGAAAUAUUGUUAAAAUUGUUUACUAGAGUUUCAAGUUGUUGAAUGUGUAUCUGGUAUAGAUGGAAUAGUUUUGAUAUUUGUCUGCUGAUAAUUACUUAUCAACUGAUAUUCAUUGUGUAGAAACAUUGAAAAAAAUAAAACAGGAGAUUAAAAUG